GCUGUACUUCUUUUCCACCCAUCCAUUCCUUCCACACAAUAAACACCUCUCCCCUACCGAAACGUGGACGCACUCCAAACCACCUCUCUCCACUUACCAUGCUCCGCCGGACCAUCCGAACAUAUCUAAACCGGAUAGAUCCCAUCCCCUCCUCGACCGGACGAACGGAGGUGCGCUACUCGGAUCUCUACGAUCUCUUUCUACCGACUUCGCACUUUGAAUCUCUUUCUCUCGAUAGCGAUGGCGAGGGGAAGCGCGCAGUCGCAGGCGUCGUCGUCCGCCGGGGGCGCUGGGCGGCCGAUGACGGUAGGACCACGGGGGACGGCGGCCGCGGCGGCAGGGAUGCGGCGGCGGAGGCUGGGUGGCGGCGGCGGGAGCUCUGCUGGAGGGGGAUUCGGCGGCGGGGCCGCGGGAAGCAACAUGCUGAGGUUCUACACCGACGACGCACCCGGACUCAAGAUGACCCCUACCGUCGUGCUGGUGAUGAGCCUCUGCUUCAUCGGCUUCGUCACUGCGCUCCACGUCUUCGGAAAGCUCUACCGCUACAGAUCCUCCGCCACCGGUGGUUCUUGAUCAGCAGGCGCCGGCGGCGCCGCCCGCGGCCGCGCGAUCGAGGGGCACACGCCCACGCCCCUGUAAAAGAUCGAGGUCUUUGCUCUGUUUUCUUUCUGGGAAAUCGUCUGUUUUUGGUGCUUUAGUUGGAACUGUUUUAAUCUUAGGGUUAGAAAGAAGAGUGCUUGAGAUUGUGCUUGUUUUUUUUUCCCCGAAUGAAUGAAUUGUGAUCUUUUUGAUUGGUUUCGUAACUUCGGUACUUAAAUUCCAAGGGGCUAUUCUUCAUCUACUUCGGUUGGUGUUUUAUUUCCUCGAAAUAAAAAGAGGACUAUAUUUUGUUGGAAUGUAGAAUAGUAUUCAGUUACCA
Messenger RNA from Phoenix dactylifera (date palm), 919 nucleotides. RefSeq lists its product as uncharacterized. Gene Ontology annotation, cellular component: Sec61 translocon complex. The record is from RefSeq and is a predicted model, not a curated record. NCBI's taxonomy places the organism in Eukaryota, Viridiplantae, Streptophyta, Magnoliopsida, Arecales, Arecaceae. Gene Ontology annotation, biological process: intracellular protein transport.